Messenger RNA from Salvia hispanica, 1350 nucleotides. The record is from RefSeq and is a predicted model, not a curated record. Lineage: Eukaryota; Viridiplantae; Streptophyta; Magnoliopsida; Lamiales; Lamiaceae.
AUGAGUUCUGAUUCAUCGUCUCGUGCUCAGUCCGACGAGGAAAUAUCACAUUCUUCUUCCGAAGAAGAGGUACCUCCAGCUCCCACCGGAUGGGAUGUAGCGGGUUUCGCCAACAACCCAAUCAACAACUAUAUCUCCCGCCGCAUACAAAGCGAGAUCGCUCGAAUGCAGCAGCCACCCCCCCAACGGCCAAUCCGCCGGCGGCGCCGAUACAUCCCUCGCGACCACACUGGUGCGCACGAUCGGCUGUUCGCCGAUUAUUUCGCGGAGGAACCACGUUAUCCGGCAGAUGUAUUUCGUCGCCGGUUCAGAAUGCGCCGCUCCCUCUUCCUGCGCAUUGUUAAUGCGUUGUCCGCGCGUUACCCCGAGUUCCGGCUCCAGCGAGACGCAGCAGGGAAGCCCGGACUAUCGCCCCUACAGAAAUGCACUGUUGCCAUCCGGCAGUUGGCAUACGGAGGGUCCGCCGACAUGUUCGAUGAGUAUCUGCAAUGCGGCGAGACGACUGGCAGCCGAGUGCCUGAAGAAUUUACUGUCGGGGCGUGCGAAGAGAUAUUUGGGAGCACUACCUUCAGCUCGCCGGACGCGGUAUUGCCCGUUCCCACCUCUUUGGAUUGGCACCGCUGGAGGACCCACGGCUUUCCGGGGAUGCUCGCGGCAUCGUAUGCGAUAGCCGGCGGUGGAAGAACCGCCCCAACCCAGCGUGGCGAGGCCGGCUUCUUCACCAGCUACAAAGGUACGCAUCCCACCAUCAUUCUUGAAGCCCCUCGGCCGAACAACGACCUAAAUGUUCUCAAUUCCUCGCCCCUUUUCAACGAGCGGAUCAACGGGUUAGGCCCCUCCAUCGAAUUCACGGCCAAUGGCAAUGUGCAUAACAUGGGGUACUACCUGGCUGACGGCAUCUAUCCGCAAUGGCCCGUGUUUCUGAAGACGAUCAGAUGCCCACUCGGAGAUAGAAGAAGGUAUUUUGCCCGAGCGCAAGAGUCUGCGCGCAAGGAUGUGGAGAGGGCAUUUGGGGUGCUCCAAUCGCGAUUUGCACUGGUAAAGGGCCCGACGCGCUUUUUCUACCAGGGGGAUAUUGCCGAUAUCAUGUAUGCGUGCAUCGACGUCACCAACGACCCAAGUGUUGCAUCAUCGAGUCACGGUGUCUCAACCGAGUCCGCCCGCCAGGGUGUACCGCACAACGAACAUGAACGGUUCCAGGCGUUCAUGGACAUACACCAGAAGGAGGCCCAUCAAGCACUACAACACGAUAUCAUCGAAGAAUUAUAUGUGCACUCCCACCACUCUCCUCCUCACUCUGCAUUUCGCCUCUCCUCCCCCAUCUACAUCUCGAUUGCUUUGAAGAUCUAG